Molecule: messenger RNA, 8416 nt
Organism: Monopterus albus (swamp eel)
Lineage: Eukaryota; Metazoa; Chordata; Actinopteri; Synbranchiformes; Synbranchidae
Gene: cachd1
Product: cache domain containing 1
Cellular component (GO): voltage-gated calcium channel complex
Molecular function (GO): voltage-gated calcium channel activity
Source: RefSeq, a predicted model, not a curated record
GUGUGUGUAAGGCAUGUCCCCCAAGUGACUACCAACCCACAACUGUCCAUAUAUGUUACACAACUUGUAAACUCUUUGUAAAAUAAGAAUAAAUUGAGUAUAAGCUUAAUUUCCCCUCAUGAAACAGACAUUUUGUGCCAGAAUGCAACAUUACUUCACCAGACAAUCUCCAAAAUGUUCCAAGAAGCAGUAGCAUGACUGGGAAAAGGCCAUUUGUGCAGCUGCAAAUCAAAGAAACCCAAGGAGAGAGAGACAGAGCUCCCUGAUUAGAGGUCAGCUGUUGGAUUGGUUGGAGUGCUGUUAUACUUCAAAGCCUCACAUCAUCUUGCCUCUGCAAGUCUUUUUAGCAAAUGAGCUCCCUAUAAUAGUUUAUUUUUUAUUUUGCAGUCCUCUAACAAAAUAUGGAGUUCCUACACAAACCUCUGCUUUUUCUCAAGCUGCUCUGCCAAAGAAGGAGUGAAGCUGUGAUGAAAACAAGAGCUGAAUUCUUCCAGGAGUGGAGUCUCAGCUGGCUACUCCACCCAGUACUGCUUCCAUUCACAUCCAUCCCAAUGGUCGGUAGUUUGUUUUAGCAUAAUUAGACCCACAGGACAAAUCACAGACCUUUGCAGAGUAGUGAUAGCACAAUUACAUAGCCUUUUAGAAACUUUCCAUCUCUGCUCAGAUUUUCUAUGGCAAUUGGGUGGUAGGUUUGGGAGGACUGAUAAUUUCUUGACAUUUCUGAAAUCCUUGCUACGGCCCUGCUGGCUGCUUAUGGAUCAUAUUGCCUAUAGGAAAGUUGGUUAUGAAAAUUAAAAUUAAAAUUAAAACUCCCCUUGCUUUUGUUGGGUAUUUUUUCCUCUCUGCGAUACUUGAGGGUUAAUCCAUUUUUUUUACGAUGGAACUUUUCCCAGCAGCAAUUGAAAGCACCGUGAAACCCUGAUCCACUGGCUUGGAGAUCCAGGCGCCGGGACUCUGGCUUUUCCACGCCUCCCUCUCCCCCCGUGGUGAAUCUCCGGCUCACACACUUUGCCAGACUUCCAGGAGUUGGAGCGACAGAUCGAAGACGGAGCACCGACAUCGUUGAAUAAGGAGAAAACCCCAGUUUUCUUGUUCACGUGGAUAUGUUUUCUUGUCUUGGGGGAUUCCAAGAAGGCGCGAUGGUUUGCGCAGCUGGAAAUGUUGGACAGUCGUACCGCAGAGAAAGGGUACACGUACACUACACUGCAAAGUUGUAAAAGUAGUUUCCCUUGAAGUGUUUUUCCCGUCACCCGUUAAGACUCCGUGCUUCUCCAGCCUGUAGACCCUCUGCCAUCAUGGCGAGGCGGACAGGGGAGACAUCCGUGGUUUUGACGCCGAGUACGCGCGCUGCCUUCUGGAAUAAACACAUCCAGUUCCACAUGGGCUUCUGGGCUUUUUCCUGGAGCUUCGUCUUAAUCUCUUCAGCUCUUUCUUGCGGAUAUUGCGGAGCUGAGACGGAGUUUUCCAUCCUGGAAGAAGCGCAGGUUCUGGCCGAUCAAAUGAAAAAACUGUCCUCUCAGGAGCUGGGAGUCUUUACUAUGCAGAGGAUUUUCAACUCAUUUGUGUACACUGAGAAGACAUCAAACGGAGAGACAGAAGUGCAGCAGCUGGCCAAGAAGAUUCGGGAAAAGUUUAACCGCUACCUGGAUGUGGUGAACAGGAACAAGCAGGUGGUGGAGGCCUCAUACACUGCACACCUCACGUCUCCACUCACUGCCAUACAGGACUGCUGCUCCAUACCAGCAUCUAUGAUGGAGUUCGAUGGAAACUUCAAUACCAACGUCUCCAAGACCAUCUGCUGUGACAGACUUUCCCCCACCGUCAGCAGCCGAGCAUUCAAUCCCGGGCGAGACCUCAAUUCAGUGUUGGCAGACAACCUGAAGUCCAACCCGGGGAUAAAGUGGCAGUACUUCAGUUCCGAGGAGGGCAUUUUCACAGUCUUCCCUGCCCACAAGUUCCAUUGUAAAGGAAGUUACGAGCACCGCAGCAGGCCUGUGUAUGUGUCUGCAGUGCGUCCCCAGUCUAAACAUAUUGUGGUGAUGGUUGACCACGGAGCAUCUGUAACUGACACCCAGCUUCAGAUUGCCAGGGACUCUGCACUGGUCAUCCUCAAUGCCAUCGAUGAACAUGACAAGAUCUCAGUUCUGUCAGUGGCAGAAACGGUUCGGGCAUGCUCACUGGACCAGUGCUAUAAGAGUUUGCUGUCUCCGGCCACUAGUGAAACUAAGAGGAAGAUGAGCACCUUCAUCUCCAACAUUAAGGCUUCUGAUGGAGCCACACAGCACGCAGCGGGCUUCCAGAAGGCCUUCCAGCUGCUCCGAAACACCAGUAGCCUCAGCAAGCACAGCACCACAACAGACAUGAUGAUCAUCUACCUGUCGUCCGGUAUCACGUCUCGAGAGCUGUCGGAACAGGAGAAGAAAGCAACUCUCAGUGUGGUGAGAGAGGAGAACCGACACCUUAACAACUCGGUCAUGAUCCUCACCUAUGCUCUCAUGAAUGAGGGAGUAACAGGCCUGAAGGAGUUGGCCUUCUUGAGGGACCUCGCAGAGCAGAAUUCGGUGAAGUAUGGCAUCGACCGAGCGUCAGAUCGAGACCGCUCCCAUAUAGUGUCAUCGUCCGGGUCCGCAGGAGGUUCCAUGAUGCCAGUGGUGAAAGGAAGCAUGAUGGUGUUGAACCAGCUGAGCAACCUGGAGACAACAGUGGGCCGCUUUUAUAUUAACCUGCCCAACCGCAUGAUUGACCUGGCACGCUUCAGCCUGCCCUAUGCUGACCCUAUGGGAGAUGGCUUCAUCAUGACUGUGAGCCGACCGUGUUAUUUUGGUAACCUCCUCCUCGGCGUGGUUGGGGUAGAUGUGAACCUGGCCUAUAUCUUGGAGGAUGUCACCUACUACCAGGACUCGCUGGCUUCGUACACCUUCCUCAUUGACAACAAAGGUUACACGCUGAUGCACCCUUCGCUAACACGACCGUACCUGAUGACAGAGCCCCCCUUGCACACCGAUAUCAUCCACUAUGAAAACAUCCCAGGAUUCCCUGCUGCCCGACAGAACAUCCUGAGUCUCCCUCUGGGCAGUCAGGUUAUUACUGUUCCAGUCAACUCCUCUCUGUCCUGGCACACAAACCGACUCAGGGACAACAGCAAAGACGCGUACAACGUCAGCUACGCCUGGAAACUGAUUCAGGACACGUCGUUCAUCCUGUGCAUUGUGUACGUGCAGCCUGAGAUCCCAGUGAAACAGCUGAAGAACCUGAACACAGCUCCCAGCUCCAAGCUGCUCUACCAUCGUUUAGACCUGCUCGGCCAGCCCAGUUCCUGCCUGCAUUUCAAGCAGCUCGCCACUGUCGAGUCUCCCACAGUGAUGUUGGCAGCUGGUAGUUUCUCAUCUCCCUAUGAGCACCUCAGUCAGCCAGAAACAAAGCGUAUGGUGGAGCACUACACUGCCUAUCUCAGUGAUAACACCAGGCUCAUAGCCAACCCAGGCCUCAAGUCCUCUGUCAGGAACGAGGUUAUGGCUACCAGUCAUGUCACGGAUGAGUAAAUGAGUAGCCUCAACUGCUACAUUGUGCGGCGUUACAUAGCAACCCCCAGCGGGGUUCUCCGGAUUUACCCGGGAUCACUGAUGGACAAAGCCUUCGACCCGACCCGCAGACAAUGGUACCAGCAUGCCGUGGCUAACCCCGGCCUCAUCACCUUCACGGGGCCGUACUUGGAUGUGGGAGGGGCGGGAUACAUUGUCACCAUCAGCCACACCAUUCAUGCCUCCAGCUCUCAGAUGGCCCCAAGUUAUGCAGUUGCAGUGAUGGGUAUAGACUUCACUCUACGUUACUUCUAUAAGGUCCUGCUGGACCUGCUGCCCAUCUGCAACCAGGACAAGGGCAACAAGAUCAGGUGCUUUAUAAUGGAGGACAGAGGGUACCUGGUUGCCCACCCUACUCUCAUUGACCCCAAAGGUCAUGCUCCUGCAGAACAACAGCACAUCACACAUAAGGAGCCGCUGGUGGCUAAUGACAUUCUGAACCAUCCCAACUUUGUCAAGAAAAACCUUUGUAACAGCUUCAGUGACCGCACCGUGCAGCGUUUCUACAAGUUCAACACCAGCAUAAUGGGAGACCUCACCAACCUGGUCCAUGGCAGCCAUUGUUCUAAGUACCGUCUGACCAGAAUCCCUGGCACCAAUGCCUUUGCCGGUAUUGUCAACGAGACUUGUGACUCUCUAGCAUUCUGCGCCUGCAGCACCGUGGACCGGCUCUGUCUCAACUGCCACAGAAUGGAGCAGAAUGAGUGUGAGUGUCCGUGUGAGUGUCCUCUAGAGGUCAACGAGUGCACGGGAAACCUCACCAAUGCUGAAAACAGGAACCCGAGCUGUGAGGUGCUUCAGGAGCCACUCAGUCUGAAUGUUAUUGAUCCCAGUCUGCAUGACACCCUGCCCCAGUGCAUCAACACUCGCUGUAGCCAGAGAUACACCAGCAGUGAUUGUUUUGGUGUGUUGGACUGUGAAUGGUGCAUGGUGGACAGUGAUGGUAAGACUCAUCUCGACAAGCCAUAUUGUGCCCUGCAGAAGGAGUGUUUUGGUGGCAUUGUUGGUGCCAAGAGUCCCUAUGCGGAUGGCCUGGGACUUCUAGAUGAAGAGGUGGCAUCUCUGAACAUGAUCAAGAGUGCACCUGUGGGUCCAGUUGCUGGGGGCAUUAUGGGAUGUAUCAUGGUGCUGGUGCUGGCUGUGUACGCAUACAGGCACCAGAUCCAUCGGCGCUCGCACCAGCACAUGUCACCGCUGGCAGCACAGGAAAUGUCAGUGAGAAUGUCGAACCUGGAUAACGAGAGAGACGACAGGGAUGAAGACAGUCAUGAGGACAGAGGAAUCAUCAGUAAUACAAGAUUUAUAGCUGCAGUGAUUGAGAGACACACACACACUCCUGAACGGAGGCGGCGCUACUGGGGACGAUCUGGGACAGAGAGUGACCAUGGUUAUAGCACCAUGAGUCCUCAGGAAGACAGCGAGAAUCCACCCGGAAACAACGACCCGCUCUCAGCUGGUGUCGACGUUGGUAACCAUGAUGAUGACCUGGACCUGGACACACCUCCCCAGACGGCUGCGUUACUCAGCCACAAAUUCUACCCCUACCGGCACACGCAUACACACCACUACCCUCUGCACACGCAUCACCUGCAGGCUGCAGUGACUGUGCACAGUGUGGAUGCAGAGUGCUGAUCCUCAGUGUUGCAUUGCUUCUCCUGCCAGAGAUGGAACUUUUUUUGUAUUAAAGAGUAUUAAAAAAAAAACAUUGAUAAGACAUCACACAGUAGAUACUGUCAGGAUGGAUGGAUGGAGGGAGAGAGCCGCCACAGCUCGACUUAGACCCACAAUGCCACUGGUCUGCCGGGGCCUUCGCUUGGAAUGGCUCUUUAACUUAAUAUGAAUAUUAGUCUCAUGAUAUCAUUGUACCAACAUCUCCACAAUGACAGUGUGUAUAAAAUUUUGCAAGUAUGCACAAUUUUACACACAUUGAAACUCAUCAGAUCUUGGCCAGUAAAAUAACCAAAAGAGAUUUUGUGUUUGUUUUUUUUUCUGAGGUGAUUUCAGGACUAUGUAAGGGCUCACUGCUGGGAGCAGUCAAGAUGCUGUUGGAGCUCAUCCAUUGGCCGUCACUGAGGAGAGGACACAACUGGAACUUUAAAGCCUUGAGAUAGGACAAAGGCUAGGCCACAACAAACACUAUGUCGGACCAGAGGAUAAUUAAAUUAUAUCCCGAGCCAGAUGUGGACCCUUUUUGUUCCAGGGCCUCAUCCCAACCUUCCCAUAGAUUUUUUUUUUUUUUUACUCUGCUCACUUGUGGUGAGGGGAACAGCAGUCCUUACACUUGUGAAAGCUGCUGAACAUCUCAGAUGAAGAGCAAAAUAUCAACUUUACCAACACCUGCCUGCUUCUAAUAUGGGAUUAUAUUAUGGAUUCUAUCAGUUUUACUAGCCUUGGUUCUACAAGUAGACACUCCAAGUUUCUGCCUUUAUGCAAAGGAGUUGGAGGAGCUGUUGGCCUUGCACAAAAUAGUUUGGCCAGAUGAUUGGAUGUUUUCAUGAAUGUCUGAACUUCAAAGCAGAAAAAAUCUUCAGUGAUUCUCAUAAAUACAGGAGGAUACACUUAGAAGAGGAGAAUGUUAUUUUUCUACUAUUUAUUAAAGAGGUAGAUUUUCAGGACAUAUGAGCAAGCAGCUGCCGCUAACACAAACCACACAGUAGUAAUAUGUAACGACCCACUCCCUGUAACCAGUGCAUCUUAUUUUGGGCUCAUGUUUUUUCCAUUUUUAAUUCCUCUGAAAGAAAUCAGUGAAUUGCUGUUUGUUUAGAAUUUCUGAAUACCAGUAAUAACAGACUAUUUCAAUAUUGGGAAGAGGUUUUGUUUUUAUUUUUCAUCACACUGAGCGACUUUUAUUAGCAGCUCGUUCGCAUUUUCCUCUCAUUUGCUUUUCACCUUCAGUUACCAGAAGCAUCCUCUCCAUGUUUACCCUGUAGUGUGGAUAACUGGGGCCUCUUUAAACAACACACAUUUCUGGAUGAGCAGGGACCUACAAUCUGAUUCCAAUCAAUUCUGCUCAUUUCAAAAAUCCAGAUUUUUUUCUGAAUAUCAAUUAAAAUACAAAUAAGCCUUAAUCACAUCCUGAGCAGCUGGGAGGAAGUGCUGUUUGAGAUGUAGCAUAUUUGUCUGUUUUCACAGUUCUGAGGUGAUUUUGUGUUCUUGCAAGCCAAAUAUGUUGACAUCCUCCUCCUUCUGGACAUGCCCUCUGUAUCAAGAGGCAGAAUUUUUAUGUUCCCUGGCCUUUUUAAGGCCCGGGGGGACAAGAAGGAAGAGAGGAGCUAACAUUAGUAAACAGUCCUGGCUUUAGUCACUGCUGGGGAUUUGGUGUGCGAGGAUAACUGGGGUACCUCACAGAAAUACUGAGAAAUUCACAAAGACUGAGUGCUGUCCUCUCUAUAUGCCUGAGUAGAAAUGUACAGAAUAUUAUUCCCCCUCCAUUUUACCACAGAGCUUGUCUUUGAGGCCAAGCUGAUAUUACAUGUACGUUAAAGUUGAGUGCUGGAUUUUGUGCAAAAUAAGAUGAAUUUCCAUUGAUACCCAAGAGGGAGUCUCCUUCUCAUCAAAGAGAGUGAACGAGGGAGAGAUGCUGCUGUUGUCAUACAGAGGUUAGAUCCAUCUGCCGGCUCCUCUGUGGUUAACCACUCAAAAUGUCUUUUUCUACAUGUCUCUGGAUUAACUGUUGUGUAUAUUUGUGUGUGUGUGUGUGUGUGUGUGUGUGUGUGUGUGUGUGGGGAGAGAGAGAAUGAUUAUCCAUCUGGAGCAUGUUUAUUGCAUUAUUGUAUUUUUUCAAGAUACUAUUAGAGAAUUAUAGGUGAAAUUAUUUUGAUUGAUAAAUCCACUUAUUUUUAUUCUGAUGAAGAGUCACUUGACCCAGUCUGUGUUUGUUAUUUUUCAGAGACUCAUUAUGAAGUGUAAAUAGAGAAUAACAAAUAGCUAUUAAUGUCCUGUACACUCCAUUUUUUUGUUGGUAAGACAUGAUAUAUGCUUCAGUUGAUGCUCAGAUAUUUGGGUUAAUUGACUAGUCUGUUCAUGGUGUCUCACUAUAUUUUUGAUGCCUUGGAUGUUUUUUUUUUUUUUUUAGAUUUAUAUUUCUUUAGGUCCAUAUUGGAUGUAAGUCAGUACUUAAAAUUAAUACACACUUUUACAUUUGAGAUUUGUAGUUUUUAAAGUUUUAUGUUUUCAUACUGUUAAAGAAAAUUGAUCUCAUCAUAAAACCAACUUAGGUUUGCAGCAAAUAACUGUACUGCAUCAUUUCACUGAGUAAUGACCAAAACACGACAACAUUGUAGUGGAUUUGGGGUUUACAGUUGACUGCUGUAAGCCAUGCAGUUUUUUUUUCCUUUUGGCUAAGGUGUCAUACAUGCUUGUAUUGUCUUCAGAAUAUUAAAAAUACUGCAGUUGAGCUCAUUGGAUGUUUAGUGGGAUAAAUGUUCCUCUGAAGACUUGAAUUACAGAAAGGUUCAUCAUCAAAGUUGAAAUUCAGAAUUGUCCUCUGUUUUCACCACUUUAUACUGUGCGGUACUUAAUUUCAGUUUGAUAUCGAACUAGUCUUGUGGCAUUUCAGGGCAAUCUUUACAUCAGAUGCAGUCUUGCAAGUAUCUUUUGAUAUGUGUGCAUGUUGGGGCAAAUUGUUUUAUCUCCAAACUGAGUUUGUUAAAGACUUUUUUUCUGGAGAGCUUUUAAACAGUAUUUACCAGCUGUUGCAAACAAGUAUAUUUGUGUGUAUAAGGAACACUCUGAGUUGCAUUCAUCAAUGUAUUGAAGGAACAUGUGUACAUCACCCCCUCAUGUAUCAUAUAACGUUAUCAAAUUGAGAUUUAUUGCAAUGUGAAUGUGAUAAA